Molecule: messenger RNA, 1083 nt
Organism: Lachancea sp. 'fantastica'
Lineage: Eukaryota; Fungi; Ascomycota; Saccharomycetes; Saccharomycetales; Saccharomycetaceae
Source: the annotation of a GenBank genome assembly
AUGUCACAGCAGUUACUGCCUCAGGCGUAUCUCACAAAUUUCCACAAUCGGCUGAGGAAUGAGAAUGUGCCGUGCUUUAUCACGGGUCAGCCAACUAGAGGUCACAAACGCUCAAAAGUCGUAAACUACGCCGAAUUCGAGACUGACUUGCUGGAAGAGUUUGUAGACGAAGAGGGCAAGGAUCUGAACGGCAAAGAAGACGAAAAUGGAAAGCCCGUGGUAUCUGCUGAGGAUUUAGCCAAUGAGAAUGCCCUGCCAGAUCUAGACAGCCAGGAGGACCCGACAAACAUCCUCAAGUACCCAAGAAUCCGCGAGACUUUUCUGCAGAGUAAAGUUGCUGCACCUUACAAAGUUGCUCUGUCAAAACAGACCAACGCGCAUCUGGCGCCCGUGAUAAUUCCAAUACGCCUGAAUGUUGAACAUAAUGGUCACAAAGUCAUUGAUUUCUUCACCUGGAACCUCAACGACCAAUCUAUAACGCCAGAUCAGUUUGCAGCCAUUUACUGUCAGGACUUAGACUUCCCUGUUACUGCCGCAGUCUGCGGUCAAAUAAGCGCAUCCAUCACUGAGCAACUGCAGGAAUACUCAACUUUGGCGUCUGUCGUGGUACCCGACCUGCACGUCAUCAUCAAUCUUACUUGCAAUCUGGAUGACAAAAUGUACGAAGACAAUUUUGAGUGGGACCUCAAUGACCAAACCUUGACCCCGGAACUGUUUGCUAGUACGGUGGUUCAAGAUUUGGGCUUAACCCGUGAGUUUGCACCGGCCAUAUCGCAUGCGCUUCAUGAAGCCCUACUCAGAGUGCGAAAAGAUUGGCUUGAAGGCCACUUGAGUCCUGAUCAGAUAGAAAACGGAGCAGCGUUCGGCUAUUUAUCAGGAAUUAGAUUGAGUGUAGAUUCGUUGGGAGCUGAUUGGUGUCCGAAGGUCGAAGUACUGUCACAAUGGGAAAUUGAGAAGCGUGAAAUCGAGAAGGAAAGAAACUUGAGAAGACUGAAAAGAGAAAGUGCUAAAGUGGAAGAUAGAUUGUCGCGCCGUAGUCGGAAAAGACGCGUGGAUGAUCUGGAGACUACGAUGAGAAUAUGA